This is a messenger RNA of Chelonoidis abingdonii (Abingdon island giant tortoise), 1280 nucleotides long. RefSeq names its product transmembrane protein 177 (gene TMEM177). NCBI's taxonomy places the organism in Eukaryota, Metazoa, Chordata, Testudines, Testudinidae. Gene Ontology annotation, cellular component: membrane. The record is from RefSeq and is a predicted model, not a curated record.
GAGGGAGCUGCCUGCGCUGCCUUGUGAAGACAAGGUUUUAAGCAUGGGGGCUUGGUUUUCGUGUCACUCUGGUUUUACAGGCAUUUCCCUUGAGGUUACUCCUGGUUGACACGCACGUUGGAAGUUGGCUAUGGCAGUUCCGUUCCUGUGGAAGGCAGCUGCGUUGGUAGAGAAGCACAGGACUGGCUUGUUGGCAGUUUCCUGCGCAGGACUGUUUGGGGCUAACCUUUCCUAUCAUGUCUUUCCCGAGCAGACGUUCAAACUGUGGUAUCAGUGCUGGUGUAAGGGGCAACCAGCUGAGCUCUCAGAGAAACUACACAGCCUCUUCCAUGAUGUUCUGGAAGAUGUUGGCGUGAAGUCCGUGAAUUGUUACCAACCCUUUGCAGCUUUUGGCUUCCACCCAGUGAGUGCUGGGAUCCCGUGGCUGCCAGCAGGCUCUCUGGUGGGCAUCCCUGCCAAUUUCAAUAGCACAGCGGCGGACAGACAAGGAAUUGUCAACCGUGUCGUCGUGAUAAAUGGCAGAGAAGUGGAUUGGGAGAGUAAACAAGGGCUAGCUUUGAAGGAAGCCUUGAUGUUUUCACCAGAGGCUCAGAAGUUUGCCAUUGCCAGAGAGAUUGUGUACUUGCAAAGCAAUAGCCCUGUAGUUUAUGCAGCUGUGCCUCCUGCUUGCUUAGCUGGCACCUGUCUGUCUGGGGUGGCUAUAAAGCAGCUUCUGGGCUUGUAUUCUGGCCCCAGGGUGUUUCGAGGCAUUUAUAACAUCACCAUUGCAGCAAUUGGACUUGUCGGCUACUUUCUUGCUUAUGAUGCCGUGAGCCACACACUAGACUACAGGUCGGACAGAAGGGCGGCCACAAUUUCCAAAGACUAUGCCAGAGGUGGGGUGGAAUUCUACGACAAAAUCCUGUCCCGCAACAGGACUCUCCGCAUGCUUUUGGGCAAACAAGGAGAGAAAAUUUAUGCCCCUAGUGGUAAUCUUUUCCCUAGGUACUGGUUCAGAUUAAAGCACGCUCCAUACACUUCCAGAAGAGACUUGAUCAUUAAUAUUUUAAGAGUGUCCCAGGCAUAGGAAGGGAGUGAUUGGAUUUAAACUUGUGAAUUAUGUAUUUUCUUGGAACGCCACUGUACUGCCUUCCUCUCCCCUCCCCCGCAACUUCAUUUGUGUGCUGUUUUUUAUUUUUGCAUAUAGUCUGGAAAUAGUGUUUAAUUUUUCAUUCACUGGACGCAUAUCUCUUAAAAAAUUAAAGACCUAUUUCAAAAGUCCUCUGUCCUAUAUGCAUCUU